Molecule: messenger RNA, 2862 nt
Organism: Oryctolagus cuniculus (rabbit)
Lineage: Eukaryota; Metazoa; Chordata; Mammalia; Lagomorpha; Leporidae
Source: RefSeq, a predicted model, not a curated record
AUCCAGAGAGACCAAACGCAGAGACUUGGUUUUCAACUGAUCUUGAAGUCAGCAGCUCACAAAUGAAACAUGAGACUGGUCUCUAUGUCUCAUUCCUUUCCCAAAUUGUUACUCUCUUUGGUGAAUUUAGAACCGAAACAAAUGGAAGAAACAAACCAGUCUGUGGUGUCAGAAUUCAUUAUUCUUGGGCUUUGUGAAUCAUGGGAGCUCCAGGCCUUCCUCCUUGUGAUAUUUUCUACACUUUAUUUGACCACCAUUUUAGGAAAUAUCUCCAUUAUGAUCAUAGUCACCAUUGACCUUCAUCUCCAUUCUCCAAUGUACUUUUUGUUGGCCAAUCUCUCCUUCUUCGACUUCUGCUUUUCCUCAGUCACCACUCCUAAAAUGAUCACAGACUUUCUCAAGGAAAACAAGACAAUCUCCUUUGGAGACUGCAUGUGUCAGCUUUUUUUUGGACACUUCUUUGGAGGGGGUGAGAUGGUACUGCUUGUGUCAAUGGCGUAUGAUCGCUAUGUGGCCAUCUGUAAGCCUCUGCAUUACUCCAGCAUCAUGAGCAGACAUAUGUGCAUUGGGUUAGUAAUUACAUCAUGGGUUAUUGGCUUUGUUCAUUCAAUAAGCCAACUACUUAUUAUUCUCAAGCUUCCCUUCUGUGGACCAAGAGAAUUAGAUAGCUUUUUCUGUGAUAUCCCACUGGUGAUCAAGCUAGCCUGCAUGGACACCUAUAUUCUAGAAAUAUUGAUAAAUGCCAACAGUGGGGUAUUGGCAACCAUCUGCUUCAUUCUGUUACUGAUCUCUUACUCUCAUAUUCUUUUUACUGUCAAACUUCAAUCUAAGGAUGGGGCAUCCAAAGCUCUCUCCACCUGCACUGCCCACAUUACGGUGGUGGUAUUGUUCUUUGGACCCUGUAUCUUCAUCUAUCUGUGGCCCGUGAACAUCACCUGGGUGGACAAGUUCCUUGCUGUACUCUAUGCAGUUAUAACACCUCUCCUAAAUCCAGCCAUUUACACUCUAAGAAACAAGGAGAUUAAAAAUGCAGUGAAGAGACUGUGGUGUUAGUAUAUUAAUUUCAAUGCGUAGUUCAGGUUCUCACAUUAUCAAAAUGUUCACUAUAACCUUCUAAAUUAACCACACUGACUUGUGUACUCUGCACUGGGGAGUACUCCCGUAUUCACAAAUGGAAAUCGGGUAUCUCCAGAUGAAAGGUCUCCGUCGAUUCUGUUCAGUUCCACCAGUUUACUGAUCAUUAAAUGCAAAAUGAUUUCUGUCUGGAAAGCUUUACCAAUCUCUAUCAUUAAAAACUUGGUUAUGCUCAAAGAUGAUUUGAAAUUAAUAACAUAGUAGUGCAUAAUAACAUAGCUGCCGGAGCUGCAGCUCACUAGUCUAGUCAUCCGCAUGCAGUACCGGCACCCCCAGUUCUAGUCCCAGAGAAGCACCUGGCUCCUGGCUUCAGAUCAGCGCGUUGUGACGGUCGCAGCGCGCUGGCCACGGCGGCCAUUGGAGGGUAAACCAACAGCAAAGGAAGACCUUUCUCUCUGUCUCUCUCUCUCUCACUGUCCACUCUGCCUGUGAAAAAAAAAAUAACAUAUUAGUGGUACCUAUUAAUAUUGGUUCUGCUACUUUAAAAACAUCUGCAAUCAUAUUUUGAUAUUUUCUGUAGGCUAAGCGUUUCUUUAAUCACAUCAUGUCAAAAAGGUCUUCUCUAAUUUUUAAUAAUAAGCCAGUGGAUUGAACAUUCCUUUCUUUAUCUUUACAAAUGGAUGAAUUAGUUUUUCAUUUGGUUAACAUUCUGACUAACUUCUCUGGAGAGAUAACCACAAAUUCAAUCAUUAAGCAUUCCCCAUCUUAUGCAGAAUAAAGCUGAAUAAUAAUCAUAAUCGCAAUCUAGAGAGAAUUUUAUUUCCUCAACUUCAUAUCUUUUAGCUGUUUUUGAAACACUCUAAUUGUCCUUUCCUUUUGUUUCAUUUCUUUACUGAUUUUUUGUUUACCUAAUUUCUCCAACACUGUUCCUUCUUCCUCCAGCUUUAAACUUUUCUCCUCUUCAUACUGUUUGAUUGUCAGACAAUAUAUAAGUUAAAUUAUUCAUAUUAUGCAUUUAAUGUGAAGGGAAGUAAUAUGUUCAUAUUUCAAAGUCCUUCAAAAGCUGAAUAUAUUACCUCUAAUUGAAUUAAUUGAAAUCUCGAUGAUCUUAUAUCUGAAGCCAUACUACCAAAGCUGUAAUUUACCUUUUCUCAUUACCUUUCUGUGAAAAAUUUUUAGGACUAAAAAUAAAUAGUAAAAUAACUUUUUAAAUAGAGUUAAUGUGAUAAUUCAAUGUAAACUCAUAAGUAAUCAUCUAUUUUAUAUAUUACAGAUGUUUAAAUAAAUAUUUAAAUUAAGAACAGACUAUCAUUUAUAAAGAAUGAACCAAAACCAUUUUAAAAAAAGAUUAAUAAGCAUAAAAAGUAUUCUACAUGUACUGUGUGGCUAUUUUAUUUCAAAGGAAUAAAUGUUAUGAAAGCUAAUAUAUUUAUGAGAAAGUCAUCCAGUCCAUAAAUAAAUGUUGGAACAUCUAUUAGUUGUUCUAGGACUAUAGUAUUAUAAUUGUGUUUUAUAAACUUUUCAAGGUUGCCUAUGAUUUACUAAAAUAUAGGCCUCACAAAAAUAUUUGCUUUCUCUAUUUGCAAGUCUCAAGGUACAUAAAAAUUGUCCACAAUGAGAAAUUAAAUAUGUAAUAAAAUAAAUUAGUAUAGAAUUGGAAUAAAACUAUCCAUAUUGUCUGCUCCCCACCCCUGUAUUUGCAAGAGAUUACAUUUUUUGACCCAAUAUGAUGGUAUAUACAUUAAACACUUUGAGUAUAUUUCAGGUAAUACCCAUAUUUUUGUAUGA